GAAGCUAAAGCUUUCGCCAAGGAGGUACAGCAAUAUAAAAAUAUUCCUAAUUGGAUUUUUCAAAACUUUUGGCUGCAGAUUAUCGAUGGAGCUCGCAAACUCCAAGCCCAAGUUGUAGCUGGCAACAAGCCAAAUCUCGCCGAACUGAAGGAGAAGGCCCAGAGUGCCAUCAACAAGUACAAGGCCCUGUCCGAUGCUGCCAAGGAAGACCUCCAGAAACAAUUCCCAAUCCUCACCUCCGUCUUCAAGAGACGCAUGGCAGAACCAAGCACCGUCAACAGACAACAGAGCCGUGAUUUAUCUUCAUUUGUUCGAGGCAUUACUUCCCCACUGAAUUAUUUAUAGCU
Molecule: messenger RNA, 347 nt
Organism: Cylicostephanus goldi
Lineage: Eukaryota; Metazoa; Nematoda; Chromadorea; Rhabditida; Strongylidae
Source: the annotation of a GenBank genome assembly